AUGCCACGCGAAAUAAUUACCUUGCAAGCCGGACAGUGUGGAAACCAAAUUGGAAGUGAGUUUUGGAGACAAAUCUGUUCUGAGCAUGGCAUCAGCAAUGACGGAACCUUGGAAGAGUUUGCCACAGAAGGCGGUGACCGAAAGGAUGUGUUCUUCUAUCAGGCUGAUGAUGAGCAUUAUAUUCCUCGUGCAUUGUUGUUGGAUCUUGAGCCUAGAGUCAUUGAUAAUAUUAAAGCGUCGCCAUUUGCCAACCUAUACAACCCUGAGAAUAUAUUCACGUCAAAAGAUGGUGGAGGAGCAGGGAACAUUUGGCCAAAUGGAUACACACAAGCUGAAAAGAUGUCUGAAGAUAUUAUGGACAUGGUGGACAGAGAAGCAGACAACAGUGAUUCAUUAGAGGGAUUCAUGCUACUCCACUCAAUUGCUGGCGGUACUGGAUCUGGUUUAGGUUCAUUUCUACUGGAAAGACUCAAUGAUCGCUACCCAAAGAAAUUGAUACAGACAUACUCCGUAUUCCCUGAUUCGAUUGAGGUAUCCGAUACAGUAGUUCAACCUUACAACAGCAUGCUUGCAUUGAAGAGAUUGACAAACAAUGCGGACAGCGUAGUCGUUCUCGAUAAUGCAGCUUUAUCGCGUAUUGCAACCGAUCGAUUACACAUUCAACAACCCACGUUCGAGCAAACAAAUCAGUUAGUGUCUACAGUCAUGUCAGCAAGCACAUCCACACUGCGAUAUCCAGGCUACAUGAAUAACGAUCUCGUCAGUAUCGUUGCUUCGUUGAUCCCUACACCGAGAUGUCAUUUCUUAACAACGGCGUACACACCAUUCUCUAGUGAGCAAGUGGAAAAGGCCAAAUCAAUCCGCAAAACUACUGUCUUGGAUGUGAUGAGAAGAUUACUACAACCCAAGAACAGAAUGGUCAGCACAAUGCCAUCGAAGCGCAGUUGCUACAUUUCAGUAUUAGACAUUAUUCAAGGUGAAGCAGACCCUACCGAUGUGCAUAAGUCCUUGCUGCGUAUCCGUGAGAGAAGAUUAGCAUCAUUUAUACCUUGGGGACCAGCUAGUAUUCAGGUCGCACUUUCCAAAAAAUCACCCUAUGUUCAGACACCUCAUCGUGUGAGUGGACUCAUGCUGGCAAACCACACAAGUAUUGCCUCUUUGUUCAAACGUACAUGCGACCAAUAUGAUAAAUUAAGGAAAAGGAAUGCAUUCUUGGAACAGUACAGAAAACAUGCCAUGUUUGCUGAUGAUCUAGAGGAGUUUGAUGAUUCUCGUCGUGUGGUGCAAGAGCUAAUCGACGAGUACGAAGCUUGCGAGACCCCUGAAUAUGUUAAUUAUGGUAAAAUAAAUACCUCAAUGGAGACCUGA
This is a messenger RNA of Mucor velutinosus, 1368 nucleotides long. RefSeq names its product Ferritin. Gene Ontology annotation, biological process: meiotic spindle organization; mitotic spindle organization; mitotic cell cycle. Gene Ontology annotation, cellular component: spindle; microtubule; cytoplasm. Lineage: Eukaryota; Fungi; Mucoromycota; Mucoromycetes; Mucorales; Mucoraceae. The transcript is spliced from 7 exons. Gene Ontology annotation, molecular function: GTP binding; structural constituent of cytoskeleton. The coding region runs from base 1 to 1368 and encodes 455 amino acids. The record is from RefSeq and is a predicted model, not a curated record.